CACGAGCGGUAUAAAAUCCACGUGACACGCCUGCCUGAUGCGAGUCAGUUAGAGGGCGGUGAGGGUAUUUGAGCAUCAAUUGUCUGUCAAAGACCGCCGUUAUACAGCUGAUAUAUUGCUGAUUCGUGUUGUCGCCGUUUCGCAGCAUCUGACAAUUUAGUGAGAGAUGAAGCUCCUGUUCAUGGUUGUCCUAGUGAUGUGCAUCAGUUUGACAGCAUCCCAGAAAAAGAAAGGCAAAGACAUGUUGUCUGGAAAGAAGAUUUGCAAAAAAGAUGUCUUGUUCCUGCUGUCUGUUGUACGUCUGUGCAAGUUGUAUAGACAAUCGCUCACGAUUCGUACAAAACAAUGGUCCAGUUUAUACAAAUACUUACAAUAUGCACUGAAAGUAUCAGCCCCGAAAAAGAAACCCAAAAAAGGAAAGGGACAGAAAAAGCAAACUCGCAAAUAUCUGGACGAGGACAUCAUUCUAGACGAUGGAGACGUCAUUGGCCUCAUUAAUGACGCUGAUUCUAGUAGCUUCGAGGAUUUUGACGGCUUUGACAAUGAAGACGAAGAGAAGUCUGAAGCCGACCCCCCGCCUAGACCAUCGGACACGGAGGCCGAAAUCCGGGGACUACGUCGCUAUCUAAAACUGUCUCGAUCCACCAGACGGGAACGUGCUGCAAAACCCAAGAGGAAACCACCACCACCGUCCACUCAAACAUGAAAGCUUUGGGAAGGUCUGUUCCUACAUGGCGAGGCUGCUGUUAUUAGGGUGAAGGAAGUAUUUGGUGAAAAAAAAAUCAAUAAAACUGACACGAA
This is a messenger RNA of Haliotis rufescens (red abalone), 801 nucleotides long. RefSeq lists its product as uncharacterized. The coding region runs from base 167 to 706 and encodes 179 amino acids. The transcript has 6 exons. NCBI's taxonomy places the organism in Eukaryota, Metazoa, Mollusca, Gastropoda, Lepetellida, Haliotidae. The record is from RefSeq and is a predicted model, not a curated record.